AGAGAGGAGAGAGAGAGAGAGAAGGAGAAGAACAAAAGAAAAAGAGGAUGGAUGCAAAGAUAUGCAGUGAGCAGCAGAGAGGGUGUUGGCUUCCAUGGCUGAUCAUAAUUUCUGUAUUUGCUAUCUCCAUCUUUCCUACAGAUUCUACUUCAAUUAGAAGCCAAAAACAAGAGAGCAAUCUGCAGAAAAUUGAAGCAGGUUUAGCUCAUGCUCGAGCUGCAAUCAAGAAAGCUACAAAUCAGUCGAGUGAAGAUCCAGAUUAUGUCCCAUCUGGAUCAGCUUAUUGGAACCCUAAUUCCUUCCACAGGAGUUAUUUGGAAAUGGAAAAACGCUUCAAGAUUUACGUCUACGAAGAAGGAGAUCCUCCAAUAUUUCACACUGCACCUUGCUAUGGAAUCCUGGGAUUAGAGGGGAUUUUCAUCAACGACAUGGAAAUCAGUCGAUUUCGUACCAAAGAUCCCCAAAAAGCUCAUGUUUAUUUCCUUCCCUUUAGCAUCAUUACACUUAUCAACUAUGUUUACAUAGUAGGAUCCCAUGAUUGGAGUCCUAUGUACGAUACGGUCCGUGACUAUAUCACUGUCAUCAACCACAAAUAUCCUCACUGGAACCGAAGCCAAGGAGCCGAUCACUUCAUGCUCGCAUGCCACGACUGGGGGCCUAGCAUAUCGAAAUCGGUUCCUUACCUGUUCAAAAACUCGAUCCGUGCUUUAUGCAAUGCAAAUACGUCCGAAGGGUUCAAACUCUCGAGAGAUGUCUCAAUCCCGGAAAUCUACCUCCCACACGGCACAACCAACGGUUUACUUGGCGGUCCCUCCCCUUCGAAAAGAACGAUCUUGGUCUUUUUCUCCGGUGGCGUCCAUGGAUACAUCCGAGAGGUACUUCUCAAACAUUGGGAAAAUAAGACUGAAGACGGUGUUAAAAUUCAGAAAUACCUCCCAAAGGGAGACGAUUACUAUCAACAGGUUAGAAAGAGCAAGUAUUGCAUUUGUGCUAGCGGGUGGGAAGUUGCAAGCCCUCGAAUGGUUGAAGCUCUUUAUAUGGGGUGCGUCCCCGUGCUUGUCAAGGACAAUUAUGCAAAACCUUUUAGCGACGUUUUGAAUUGGGAUACAUUUUCGGUCGAUAUUCCAACAAGCCAGAUCCCCCAAUUGAAGGAUAUAUUGAUGGCGAUACCGCAGAGGAAGUAUUUAAGGUUGCAAAAGAAUGGUGCUCAAGUUCGAAAGCAUUUUGUGGUGAAUUUGCCUCCGAAAAGAUACGAUGUUUUUCAUAUGAUACUUCAUUCGAUUUGGCUUAGAAGGCUCGACACUCACAUUCGAGAUAUCAACGACCAAUCAUAAUGGUUUGGUUGGUCUUUUCGAUAUCACGAUUGUGUAUAUUUGAGCUCCUUAUGAAUCACUCGUUGAGAGUUGGAAAAAAAAAAUACACUAAAUAUAGUUAUUGUUACAUUCGUUAUAAGAUAAAAUUAUUCCGCUC
This is a messenger RNA of Cynara cardunculus var. scolymus (artichoke), 1470 nucleotides long. RefSeq names its product probable glycosyltransferase At5g03795. Gene Ontology annotation, molecular function: glycosyltransferase activity. The transcript is spliced from 4 exons. The coding region runs from base 48 to 1334 and encodes 428 amino acids. The record is from RefSeq and is a predicted model, not a curated record. Lineage: Eukaryota; Viridiplantae; Streptophyta; Magnoliopsida; Asterales; Asteraceae.